Carcharodon carcharias (great white shark) is the source of this 8357-nucleotide messenger RNA. Its product is annotated as ankyrin-1-like. NCBI's taxonomy places the organism in Eukaryota, Metazoa, Chordata, Chondrichthyes, Lamniformes, Lamnidae. The record is from RefSeq and is a predicted model, not a curated record. The coding region runs from base 178 to 6279 and encodes 2033 amino acids. Gene Ontology annotation, biological process: signal transduction. Gene Ontology annotation, molecular function: protein binding. The transcript is spliced from 46 exons.
AAGGAGCAGAUAAUCAAACCACGCACACAAACAGGAGCCUCCCUGUCAGAACACAGCCAUGUGUGUGGUGAUAGGGCCCCGAAUGGCCCUCUGACACUGAUAAAGCUGAGUGUGCCUGAGUCGAGUGCACUCUCUCCUGACAAACCAACUCUGGAGUAGGUUAGCCGGCUGGCUGGAAUGGCUUUCGUACUCUUCAGGAAAGCAGACACAGCGACCAGUUUCCUCAGGACUGCACGAUCUGGGAACUUGGACAAACUACUCGACUACUUGAAGAAUGGGGCUGAGAUCAACACGUGUAACCAGAACGGGCUCAAUGGCCUCCACUUGGCUUCUAAGGAAGGGCACGUCAAGGUGGUGUCCGAGCUGCUGCACAACGGCAUCGCCCUGGAGGCCGUGACAAAGAAAGGGAACACAGCCCUGCACAUUGCAGCUCUGGCUGGACAGGAACAGGUCGUGAAGGAAUUGGUCAACUAUGGGGCAAACAUCAAUGCUCAGUCCCAGAAAGGAUUCACUCCACUUUACAUGGCUGCUCAGGAAAACCACCUGGAAGUUGUUAAGUUUUUGCUUGAAAAUGGUGCCAACCAAAAUGUUGCAACAGAGGAUGGGUUUACACCAUUGGCUGUCGCACUGCAGCAGGGACAUGAGAAUGUGGUGGCAGUCCUGAUCAGUUAUGGGACAAAAGGGAAGGUGUGUCUCCCUGCUUUGCACAUUGCAGCUCGGAAUGAUGAUACUCGGACAGCAGCGGUACUCCUGCAGAAUGACUCCAACCCUGAUGUAUUGUCAAAGACUGGCUUCACUCCGCUCCACAUCGCUGCACACUACGAGAACCUAAAUGUAGCUCACAUGCUGCUUACACGAGGAGCCAAUGUCAACUUCACACCCAAGAAUGGAAUCACUGCGCUGCACAUUGCCUCCAGAAGAGGGAAUAUCAAUAUGGUCAGGUUCUUAUUGGAUCGGGAAGCGCAGAUUGACGCGCGGACAAAGGAUGAACUGACACCAUUACACUGUGCUGCUAGAAAUGGACAUGUCCGGAUAGCUGAGAUCCUGUUGGAUCGCAACGCUCCAAUUAUGGCAAAAACCAAGAAUGGCCUAUCUCCCAUCCACAUGGCAGCGCAGGGUGACCACUUAGACUGUGUCCGACUCCUGCUUCAGUACAAAGCUGAAAUCGAUGAUGUGACGCUUGAUAACCUCACCCCACUGCAUGUGGCUGCUCACUGUGGACACCACAAAGUGGCCAGGGUCCUUCUGGACAAAGGAGCAAAGGCCAGCGCCAGAGCAUUGAAUGGGUUCACUCCAUUACAUAUUGCCUGCAAGAAGAAUCACAUCAGAGUGAUGGAUCUACUCUUAAAACAUGGAGCCUCACUGGAGGCUGUCACUGAGUCAGGGCUGACACCCCUGCAUGUUGCUGCCUUCAUGGGAAACCUCAAUAUAGUCACCAAGUUGCUGCAGCAUGGAGCAUCCCCCAAUGUAUCCAGCGUGAAAGUAGAGACUCCGCUGCACAUGGCAGCCCGAGCUGGGCAGACGGAGGUGGCACGCUUUUUACUCCAAAACAAGGCCCAAGUUGAUGCCAAAGCCAAAGAUGAUCAGACUCCCCUGCACUGUGCAGCUCGCCUCGGGGACUUGGAGGUUACCAAGCUCUUGCUGGAGAAUGGAGCGUGCCCCAAGUCAGCAACCACGACAGGCCACACCCCACUGCACAUCUGUUCACGGGAGGGACAUACCGAAGUAGCAAAGGCCCUGCUGGACCACGGGGCUUCACAAACUCUGAUGACAAAGAAAGGGUUCACCCCACUCCAUGUCGCUGCGAAAUAUGGCAAAAUCCAAGUGAUGGAACUGCUGCUUCAGCGAGGAGGCCAGCAGAGUGCUGCAGGAGAGAAUGGACUGACCCCUCUCCAUGUUGCCGUUCACCAUGACCACCAUGACAUUGUGAAACUGCUGCUCAGUCAAAACGCAUCUCCACACGCUGCGGCUCGGAAUGGCUACACACCGUUACACAUUGCUGCCAAACAGAACCAGAUGGAGAUUGCCAAAAGCCUGCUAGAGCACGGAGCCUCUGCCAACACUGAGUCCUUCCAGGGAGUGACCCCCUUGCACCUCGCAGCCCAGGAAGGCCACAUUGACAUGGUGGCCUUACUCCUUGAGCAUGAAGCUAAUGUCAACCUGACCAGUAAGAAUGGCCUGACACCAUUACAUCUUGUGGCGCAGGAAGACCACGUCCCCAUAGCUGAAUUACUUGUCAAUCACGGAGCAUCAGUCGAACCAACAACGAGGAGUGGAUACACCCCACUGCACAUGGCCUGUCACCAUGGCAACAUAAACAUGGUGAAGUUUCUCAUCCAGAACAAAGCCAAUGUCAACUCCAAAACCAAGAUCGGAUACACACCCCUACACCAGGCUGCACAGCAAGGUCACACGGAUAUUGUGAAUCUCCUGCUAAAACACGGAGCGUCUCCAAACGAAACCAAUAUGAACGGCAGCACUGCGCUAGCUAUUGCAAAGAGACUCGGCUACAUCUCAGUAACGGACGUCUUAAAGAUUGUCACGAAUGAAGCCAUCAGCACGACCAUCACAGAGAAGCACAGGCUGAGCUUUCCUGAAACUGUGGAUGAAAUCUUAGACGUCUCGGAGGAUGAAGGGGAAGAUGCACCUGCAGAUAAAUACCUGAAAAUGGAUGACUCGAAGGAGCACGAAGAUGACUUCCUGUCUGCAAAGAAGGCUGCUGACUUUGACGUGUCCAGCUCUCCCGCUAUACACAGAAUGUCAUUUGCUGCCCCAGAAAUCGACACUGCAAAGGACCAAGUUCCAGUCCAAGCACAGCAGCAGCAGCAACAAUAUUCCAUCUCCGUGUCCAAGGACGUUGACGAAGAUUCCUUCACACCCAGCAGCCCGGCAACAGAGACAUCUGAUAACAUCAGCCCAAUCGCCAGCCCCAUCCACACAGGUGAAAUCAGCAGUCCAGCUUCUGAAAAGUACGACAGUACGAGUUCUCUGGACAGUCCCAUUGACAGCACUGUCCUUCCUGGCAUGUCCCCCAGCAGUCCAGCUGUGGAAACAACCCAUAAUAUCACUCCUGUUGCCAAACCUGUCCGGGCUGGAUUCCUGGUGAGUUUCAUGGUUGAUGCCCGAGGAGGCUCGAUGCGAGGAAGCCGACACAAUGGAAUGCGAGUGAUCAUCCCCCCUCGGACGUGCAAUGCUCCAACGCGCAUCACCUGCCGGCUGGUUAAGUCUCAGAAACCGGUCAGCCCUCCCCCACUGGUGGAAGGAGAGGGCCUGGGAAGCCGGGUGAUAUCUCUGGGACCAGCUGGGACCCAAUUCCUGGGGCCGGUUAUUGUGGAAAUUCCACAUUUUGCCUCAAUGGAACAUCCAGACCGGGAGAUCGUGGUCCUGCGCAGCGAGAAUGGAUCAACAUGGAAAGACCACCGAAAUCGUUAUGGGAUGGAGCAGCUGGAAGAGCUGCUGAAUGGAAUGGAUGAAGACCUUGACUGCCCCGAGGAGCUGGUCAGGAAGAGAAUCUGUCGCAUUGUCUCCAUGGACUUCCCACUCUAUUUUGCUGUGGUCUCGCGUAUCAAGCAAGACACUGCAUGGAUCGGCCCAGAAGGGGGUGUAGUGAACAGCACACUUGUCCCAAAGGUGCAGACAACCUUCCCUGCAUCUGCAGUGAUCAAGAAAGUCCGACUGGGCCUUCAGGCACAGCCUAUCCCUGAUGAGUUGGUGACAAAGUUACUGGGCAACCAAGCAACCUUCAGUCCGAUUGUCACUGUGGAGCCCAGGAGGAGGAAGUUCCACAUCCCGAUAGGCAUUAGGAUUCCAUUGCCUCCAUCUUGGAGGAACAAUCCACGGGACACCAGUGAAGGAGAUGCGACCAGCCUCCGGCUGCUGUGCAGUGUUAUCGGAGGAACUGGCAGUGCUCAAUGGGAAGAUAUCACAGGAACGACCAAACUAACCCACGCAAACGACUGUGCAAACUUUACCACCAAUGUAUCCGCAAGGUUCUGGCUGGCUGACUGCCCCCGAACAGCAGAAGCGGUGAACUUUGCCACUCAGCUCUACAAUGAGUUGAUGGCUGUGCCUUACAUGGCCAAGUUUGUUGUGUUUGCCAAGAUGCACGAUGGGAGAGAUGGCCGGCUACGAUGUUACUGCAUGAGCGACGACAAGGUGGACAAGACCCUGGAGCAACAUGAGAACUUCACAGAGGUGGCAAGAAGCCGAGAUAUUGAGGUCCUGGAGGGAAUGCCGUUGUACGUGGAAUGUUCCGGCAACAUUGUGCCCGUGAGAAAAACAGGGCAGCAGCGCUGCUUUAAUUUCCAUUCCUUUAAGGAAAAUCGCCUUCCCAUUGCCAUAAAGGUGAGAGAUCUCAACAAAGACCAUACUGCUCACAUUUCCUUUCUCCGUAAGCCAACUAAAUACGAAGAUCUACAACAAAUCAUCUGUAACCUGAAUAUCACCAUGCCUCCUUGCACAAAGGUGGACAGCAGUGAUGAACGGCGGAGGAACCUGACUCCACUCGCUCUGCGUGAACGAUACAGUACACCGAAUGAGCCAGCAAUGGCUUCCCUGAGUGCUCGAGAGCGUGCAGAAAUGAAGAUGUCUCUGAUUGCUGAGCAACUUGGCCUAAGCUGGGCUGAGUUGGCAAGAGAGCUACAAUUCUCCGUCGAUGACAUCAACAAGAUCCGGGUGGAAAAUCCCAACUCGUUGCUGGAGCAGAGUGCGGCACUUCUCAAUCUGUGGACCAGCCAUGAGGGAAAGAGGGCCAAAAUGGAAAGUUUGCAUUCAGCUCUGAAGAAUAUUGACAGAAAUGACAUAGUGAGCAUGCUGGAGGGAUCCAAUCUAAACAGCCAAACUCUGAAAGAGAACAAAAGACAUAUGGAAACAGAUCACAGCUUGUCUCCUGCCGUAAAUGGUUUCACCCCAGUGCAGGAUGAGAUGCUUUCACCUGCUUCGCUUCACUACAUGAUGCCACCUCCACUGCAAGCUGACCAGUUCUGGAACGAUGUCACCAGCCUGGAUGGUAUCCCCAUAGCACACACUGACAGCCAUUCCCUGAUGGAGAUAUCAGAUGUCAAUGUUUGGUCAUCGGGUGACAUGCCACCUCUAGUUAUAGCAGAAGACUCCUCACUGGACUAUAGCAAAGCUGAUGAAUCUCUUCCAGUUGAAGGAUUGAGUUCCUUAAAUCUCACUGAGGAGGACACAGUGGAUUCGGAAGCCUUCAAUGGCCUGGUAGAUUUGCUCGACCAUGAAGGAGCUCAGAGGUCAGAGAGCAAAGCUGAGAUGACAGAAGGAGAGAGUCCAGCCAAACUGGCUGAGGAUCUGAAUACAGAGAAUGGCAUUUCUGUUGUUGCAGGUCAACCAAAGGCACACGAUAGAUGGACAGGAUCACCAAUCUUGAGAAAAGGGAGCAUAGAUUCCAAGUGGCCAGACCAGAAUGUAGACAGGUCUCAAAUGUUAUCUCACAGUUCCAUUGUGUCAUAUCAAACAGUCCAUGAGGAGAGAAGCAGGGUCCCUGAGUUUGAAGGGGCCUCAGGAAUACCCUCAAUCGCUGAGUCCUGGAAGCCAAGCUUUGUCAUUUCACAGAAGGAGGCUUGGGCUGAGAUACUUGAACAAAGGCCAACAGAGAAUUUGCCUCCCAUUGCAAAGCUGGAGUCGAGCAGACUGAGAGUGACUGAGGAGAAACUAGUGCAACCAGUGGAAGACAAAGCACAGCUGAAGUCCCUGCGCUACUUUGACCUGAAAGAUCUGGAGAACCCCCUUUGUUUAUCGUCAGCAGGUACAGCACAGUUUCACCAUGGCACAGACCCAAGGAGCAGCUGGAUAACUGUGGAAGAGGAAGUAGUAAAUUCAAGUGAGGAGGAGGUAGACAAGCAGCUCGGAGAGAGUGAGACCAGCUCCGAUGACGAGGAGAUUGUCACCACCAGGGUCAUUCGGCGGAGGCUUAUUGUCAAGGGGGAAGAAGCAAAGAACAUUCCGGGAGAAUCGGUGACGGAAGAGCAGUUCACAGAUGAAGAUGGGAACCUCGUCACUAAGAAAAUUGUUCGAAAGGUUGUUCGAAGGAUUGGCCCCGCUGAAGGCAAGGAGGAGACAGUAGAGAUAUUACACCAAGAACCAUCUGGAUCAGAAAACCAGGCAGAUAACUUCACAAUGUACAGUGUGUUAACGAGAGACGCCACAAACAGUAAGCUGGGAGAAGGGGAUAGUGCCUUUUACAAUGAGUGGACUCAUGGUCGAAUGGGCGCAAAGAUUGUGAAGAGAAUCAGCUCGUUUAUGAAUACGCCAAAGCAAUGAAUUAGGGAUGAUUACAGAAAGGGUACUGUAUUUACAACACAGCCUUGAGAGCAGGAAGCCGAGGAUCUGGGGCUGUGAGAGAAACGGACUUUACAUUAGGCUACAGGCAUGAUUUCUAUAAGAGAGUUACUAUUAUCAAUUAGCAUGAUUGACUGCCAAAGCAUGUACUCUAUUGUACCGCCUAAAAGACUGAAUGAUUACUAUUGAAGCAGAGCUGGGAGGUACCCUUUCAGUGGAAUAAGGAGGACACCCCAGAAUGAGGGCUGCUGCAUCAAAACAGCAAUAUCAAAAAAAACAUUCAGUCACUUUAACCGCUCACAUUUUUUAAUUGGGUUUGAACUAGCGUCUUGGAGUUUUCAAUACAGUUGUUUUGUUGUCUAUGGUUAACUUAAAUACUAUGCAAAAACAGCAAUGCACAGCAAUAUAAUUCAACAACUGCCGGGUUAGCUACCAGAGCAGCUGUCUAAAAGACUACUUCAGUUUGCAUCAAAUGCUUUUUUUUAAAAUGAGACUAGAUCAGCGAUAAACCUUUGAGCACUGACUAUGCUUUGCAGCUUUUAAAUUCUGCUCCUCUGUUUUUUUCCUAAAGGAUUUUGUGUUAAGAUUUAUGUAUGGUUUGAAUGUCACCCUGCUACAUUAUUAAUUAACCAGAGGGCUGCUCCCUAUGUUCUCUACACUUAAGACUAAAGAACCACCUUGUUGGUUCCUGCGAACCCUUCAAGUUAAGGGGUCCCACUGCUGGAUAUUGAACCAGACAGUGUCAGUUUUUGGACAGAAAUCUCCAAAAUGUAAACCAAACAUGAGAGGGGUUAAUGUCCUCUGUUUGUGCCACUGUGUAAACUUCCUGGGGUGUCACUUCCUUUCGGAACGAGUGGGUUAACAACUCCACCAGAGGAAUGCAGAAAGACGUCGAGCUCCAACCCUUCAACUGGCUGUCGUUAGACCUCAAAGUCUGCUUCUUAAAAUGAAAGAAAGCCCCUUUUCCCAUUUCAAGCAGUCACACCCCAUGCUUGAGGGUUUCAAUGAAUGUCCUUCAGCGGCACAGUAAGCUGCUGAACUCAAACGAUGACACCUUCUCUCGCAGAGGGCCACCACCCCAUGAUCCCUUCCGAAUGUGUGCCUGAUUCAUUUCCCGCUGUGUUCAGGCGAUCUACAGACAUGGCCCGCGCCCACUGCACACUCUGCACAGAAUAUCCUGGCAAGAUUCAAGCCCGCACUCACGUAAUAAACCACAGUGACUCCGGGAAUCCAUUCUUUGAAUGUGGGGGCGCUGGGAAAGGCCAGCGUUUAUUAACCAUCCCUGGUAGCCCUGCUACUUGAGAGAACAGUUAAGAGUCAACCAUGUUGGUGUGGGACUGGAUGGAGUUCCUCGUAGCCAGGCUGGUUAGGUACAUAAGUGAACCAGUUGGGUUUUUAUUUACAGAAGUCGAAGGGCUUUUCAUGGUCACUUUGACUGAUACCAGCUUUUCGCUUCCAGAUUCGGUAAAACUGGAUUUAGUAUGUUGGACAUGGCCACAGCUUCUCAGGACUAUUGACCCAUUCUUGUUGCUAGGGUGAGAACAAAUGCUGAAUUUCCCAGGAAUUUUGCACUGCUAGAUUCUGCUUUUGUCCAAUGAGUUGGAAUCUCCUCGCUCUCCCUUCUCGGCUUACUUUGCUUUCUUGUGUGACCUUUAUGUGCAGCUCCCUUUAAAGGGAAAGUUUUAAAAGGUGCAGCAUUUCACUUCACAAGGGGUAAAAUGUAACUCAGGUGUUCUGGAUGCUAAAAGUCAACAAUGGGCUGAACACAGGGAGAGAGAAAUUUGACUUUGGGAAAUAGGGGAAAAGAGGGCGGUGUUGGACCGACCAUGUCACAAUCCUCUCCCAGUAGGAGUGAACAGGGUGAGAGAUGGCAAACAGGCUGUUAGAGGCAGGAUCAAAAUGAACGCACAGCCUAUUUGUCUAACUGAGCAAUGUGGUGUAAAGGUGAAGCUGGACUGGUUAUUUUGGCGCACGUGCUCAGUACUCGGGGGAUUAAUAUGCUUGCAAUUGUGUGUGCUGUGUGGCAGCCAUUACACACUCAAUAAACACACCGGAUUAGA